UAGCUUGUUUUUCAACAGUGGUUGAACUGUGGUAAACCUGCGGUUCGUCAGAAAUUACUCAUAACGAAAAGAGUGCAUACCCUACAGCUUCCUUUGACUAGUGGAAAAUCCAGAUGCACUCUUGUUCAGGGGGCUGUUGGUUUUUCAUCUGUCAAAAGGUGGUGGUUAAAUAGUGACAACCAAAACGUUCCCUUGCUUCACGUACUGUUACAAGACGGUAGUGCCUUUGAGUUGCCUUCUCUGAGACAUGGGUCUGAGUUCAGUGCUGAAAAGCCUUCUGAUUUUCCUUAGGAUAUGUGGGAUCUGUGCAGAAUUCGUAACAGGGUAUUGUACUAACUUCGAGCUCAAGUUUGGGAGGGUUUUCUCUGUUCCUGGAGAUACGGCUAUGCUCAAUAGCACCCUGGUGUCUCCAGAGGUGUUAAACUUCAAAACUGUCCCAUACAACAUCACGUGGUACCAGAACGUCUCAGGAAAGAACCAGCAAAUGAGGAACCAGAGCGGUCGAAUCCUAAUACUUGGGGAGACUCUGUGGUUUCUUAAUGUAACGCUGGAUGAUAAGGGGGAUUAUGUGACCAUAUUAAGAACUCCUUAUCAUUGCUACAGACAGGUCACCACGCUUGUAGUUAAUGUGACAAGUCAGUGUGGAAGACCAAUAAAAAGCAAUCAAAGUCUCACAAGUGGAGUUAAUGACCGUCUGGGCUGCCCCCUGAAUGACAUUAUCAAAAAACUAAACAGCUACAAUGUGACCACCUCCCUCACGUGGUACAAGGGUUGUGACCCCAUAAAAGAUGGACAAGCUAAAAAGUAUUUCUACAUAGCAACAACCCUACUGCAGAUAAAUAGGGUUAGCGUUUCUGAAGACAAGGCCACCUUCACAUGUACUUUAAAGUUUAAUCUCAGUGGCAUCACAGGAUCCAUGUCAGAAACCAUUGAUGCAUUGGUGAACGAAGACUACAGAGCACCUCCACAAAUGCAUGAACCGGGCAACGAAGUGAUCAAAGCACAAUUGGGGUCAAGUUUCAGCAAGCGGUGCCUCGUGUUUGUGCCUGGAAGUGAGGAUGUGUCAAUCGCUUGGAGUGAUGGAAACAAAUUAAUUUUGAAUACAGAGCCUUCUGAACGCAUUCACAUAUCUGAAACAAGUAAGCGGAACCAUGAUGUUCCAAAAAAAGGUGUAUGGUUGGAGCAACUGCUGGUGUUUUCUGAAGUGACUGAAAAGGAUUUCUACAUCAACUUCACUUGUAAAGCACCCAGUGCCUAUGGCCCACUAGAGGGAUAUUUCACUCUGCUACCAGCAGAUCCAAACAUCAUUAUUCCCAUCGGCUCGGUUCUUGGGGGAGCAAUGGUUCUGUUUGUUAUCAGCAUCAUUGUCUACUACAUUUUUAAAAUAGAAAUUGUGCUGUGGCUCAGGAAAGUGUUUCCAGUCCUUUAUACAAAUAAAGAUCUGGAUGGGAGGCUGUAUGAUGCUUAUGUGGCAUAUCCACAGCCUGGGGAAGUUGGAUUUAGCAAAGAAAUGGAAACCUUUGCCCAUCACACGCUUCCUCAAGUUUUGGAACACGCCUGCGGCUACAAACUUUUUAUAGCCAGCCGUGACGGUCCACCUGGGCAGGCUAUCAUAGACUCAGUAGAAGAGACCAUACAAACCAGCUGCUGCCUCCUUCUGCUCUACACGGCCUCCACAUUUACCAGCAACCAACACAUGAGCAGCACUGGUAGCAAUAACAACAAUUUCACUAAGAGUGGCAACACUAGCGACAACGGAGGAAGAAAGACCAAUGAUAAUGAUAGUUGCACAAGUUUCAACUGUAAUGAAGUUUAUCCUGAUACAAGACAACAAUUAGAGUGUGUGGUAGGAAUGCAUAGAACCCUGCUGGAAGGAUCCCUUAAGGUGAUUCUGGUUGAGAUGGAACAGAUCAGCCCAGCCCAGCUGGCUCUCUUCCCAGAGUCAGUGCGUCACCUGAGAAAGAAGCAAGGCGCCGUGUGUUGGUGGAAGAACACAAAGAAGCAGCAAAGGUGGAGGACAUGUUCAAAGAGCAGGGAGGACGAGGACAAAUGUGGACAGGACACACAGUGGUCACCAUCAACUUCCCCUUCUUCCAGGUUUUGGAAGGAGAUGAGGUAUCAUAUGCCAGUGAGAGGCAAGAGGGAGAUGUACCCUCAGAAAGCUGCCCUGCUGAACGUAUGAUACAGUAGGAGACAAGCUGUGCCAACUAUUGAACCAGAUAAUGCUUCCACUGCAUAUUCUCAUUAAAGUGACUCUCCUUCUCAGACACAGUGUGUGUCAGGUGUACAUCAGCACGUGAUGCAACACGCACAUGUGCACAAACACAGGGGAGACUUACAAGUCAAAGACUUAAUAUGUUGCUUUACCAGCCCAUUCAUUUGAGUUUGGAACAACAAUAUGCAUUAUUUAUAUACCACAUUUGAAUCAAUACCACACACACACACACACACACACACUGUACAGAAAUUUGUUUCCCACUGAAUGCAAUGGUUUUAAAUUUAAACUAACAACAUCACAUCAGGAGACCAUUGGAUUAGCUAUGGGUGACGAAAAAAAAACAUGUUCAGAGGAGUAACGUCAUGUGCAACCGCUGUACUUCUAAAAUGUACUUUGGGUACAGUACAUAAUCUCAGUCAGCCUCAGGUCAGUGUUCACAUUACAUGUGUUUUGCUAGUUUAUGCUUGUUUAUUUCAUGCUCUGACAAAUAAAUAUUAUUGGCUGUUGA
Messenger RNA from Betta splendens (Siamese fighting fish), 2726 nucleotides. Its product is annotated as interleukin-1 receptor type 1-like. The coding region runs from base 248 to 2182 and encodes 644 amino acids. Gene Ontology annotation, biological process: signal transduction. NCBI's taxonomy places the organism in Eukaryota, Metazoa, Chordata, Actinopteri, Anabantiformes, Osphronemidae. The transcript has 12 exons. Gene Ontology annotation, molecular function: interleukin-1 receptor activity. The record is from RefSeq and is a predicted model, not a curated record.